Prunus armeniaca (apricot) is the source of this 219-nucleotide messenger RNA. The record is from the annotation of a GenBank genome assembly. Lineage: Eukaryota; Viridiplantae; Streptophyta; Magnoliopsida; Rosales; Rosaceae.
AUGACAGAUCUGCUCUACCGUUUCAAGCGUUACAACCCUGGAAAGAAGCUCAACCUCAGCUUCAUUGCCGAUCCUCCCCCUCUUCCCGAAGGCAUGACCGAAGAGAUGAUCGAGGACUAUGAGGGGGAGGAUGCCCCAGAAGAUGCUCCUGCCGAUGCCGAGGAGGCCACUGCCGAGGCCGAUGAGGCCGCUGCUGAGACCGAGGAGGCCGCUGUCUGA